Messenger RNA from Tachysurus vachellii, 489 nucleotides. RefSeq names its product cytochrome b-c1 complex subunit 10 (gene uqcr11). NCBI's taxonomy places the organism in Eukaryota, Metazoa, Chordata, Actinopteri, Siluriformes, Bagridae. Bases 86 to 253 code for a protein of 55 amino acids. The transcript is spliced from 3 exons. Gene Ontology annotation, biological process: mitochondrial electron transport, ubiquinol to cytochrome c. The record is from RefSeq and is a predicted model, not a curated record. Gene Ontology annotation, cellular component: mitochondrial inner membrane.
UUAUUUUGUCGUCACCGUCAGGCGCCAUAUUGGUUCCCCUGAAGCUUAAUUCUCUGUCAGGUUGUGAAGACAAAAGUCUCCAGAAAUGCUCUCUAAAUUAAUAGGACAGAAAUAUGUCUCUAUUGGAAAGGCGUGGAUUCCCACGCUGACCGUAUGGGGAGGUGUUGCAGGCAUUGGAAUAAUCCACUUUACAGACUGGCGACUGAUCCUGGACUAUGUUCCCUACAUCAACGGCAAGUUCAAGAAGGACUAGAUGUGUGCGGACAGCUGUGUCCAAUGUUGUGCUGCUGAGGGAAAGAUCAAGAUGGACAUCCCAACCCGGAGUUAACGGAAGAUUCAUGCUCUGCUGCAUGCACGGGCUUCAUCAACGUCUUUCUUUUGUUUAACAGUUCUGAUAUGAUUUCUUUUUGGGACAGUCCAUCUUCCUAGUUCUUUUGUUGCUUCAAUUUUGGUUGUAAAUGUAAAUUAAAGCAAUUCUUGUGAUACAAA